Messenger RNA from Vespula pensylvanica (western yellowjacket), 1598 nucleotides. RefSeq names its product transmembrane protein 267. The record is from RefSeq and is a predicted model, not a curated record. Lineage: Eukaryota; Metazoa; Arthropoda; Insecta; Hymenoptera; Vespidae. The coding region runs from base 442 to 1065 and encodes 207 amino acids. The transcript is spliced from 2 exons.
AUAUUAGAAAUAACGUGUUAAAACGAGGAUGUUUAGGAUGGAUAAAAGUUCACGAUGAAACGAACGUACCAUCUAAUUUUAAUAGAUCAAGAUAAAAAAGAUAUGUUUGAUAUUUAUUAGGAUAACUUUGUCUUCUAUUUCCCGCAAAAAUAACUGGAAACAUACUGCGAUUAAAGUUCCUGUAAUUAAACGAAAUGAAGAUCCUCUGUCAAUAAGUUUUUUAAUAUGUUUCCUACGAAGAUUUCUUUUUUUUUUUUCUAUUACCAUGAUUGUCAGUUUAUUAUAUCAAAAAAUUAUAGAACAAUUAAAAAUUACUUCUCAACUAAUUCGUUGAUGUAAUGUUUAUAUAAUAAGUGAUUUUUUAUGUUAUAAGCUUUACUAUGUCAUUUUUGACAGGUUAUAAUAGUUUGAACAUUUGUGAAUAAUUCUAUUGUAUUUAACAUGAUAGUAUAUAAAAAAUGGAACUGGAUUUUGAAAAUAGGACUUACAAGUUUAAUAGGUAUAAGUUCGUUUAUGGGUGACACGUCUUUAAAGUAUGUUCAUACUGCAGUGGCACGUGCAAUUUUAGAUAAUUUAACUCAUGCUAUUGUGGGUGGUUUAACAUGGACGUUGAUCUUAAUUUUAUCAAAGAAGUCUUUCGUACAAAACUUGCACGAUAUAUUCUUCUCAUUUGCCUUAUCUUCUUUCAUCGACCUAGAUCAUUUUCUAGCUGCGCGUAGUUGGAAAUUAAACGAUGCCACAAAUUUAAACAAACGACCAUUCCUGCAUUGUACCACCAUUCCUAUUUUGUUAUGGCUCAUUAUGAAUUUGAGUUCGAUAACUUUCAACUGUCCAUCAUUGAAUCAAUACUCGUGGAUCGUGUCUGCAAGUUUCCUAAGUCAUCAUAUUCGCGAUGCCACAAGAAGAGGUUUAUGGUUUUGUCCGUUUGGUUCUACGCAGCCUAUACCAUAUAACUUAUAUAUAGGUAUAAGUAUGGCAUUACCUUAUAUCUUGCAUUGGUUUAUGCAGUUUCAUAUAUUAUUACCAAAAGUUAGUGAAAACCUAACGGACAUUGAUAUUAUAUAAGAAUAGUAUAAAUUUGAAAUAUUAUGGUACAGAUGAUAUAAUAAGAAUUAUUUUAUAAACCAGUUUGACUAGUGUACGUCGAAUGAAUUCAUAAAGAUAUAUACAUAUAAUUCCAAUGGUAUGAAAUAAAAAUCAAAAAUAUUUUAUAAUACGAUCAAAAUAUCAGCCAAAUAUAACUCUGUCAAAAUUGCCGACAGCAUAGAUCCUACUUCAUAAAUGCAAUAUUUAUAAUCUAACGAAUCGAUCUAAUCGCAAAUAAACGAUGUAGGAAAGGUAUGGAUGACCUCAUUGGAACACAACAGUAAACUUACAAUGUUUACAUACUACUGAAAUAAACUAUGCCACAAUACUUCAAGAGACAUGUUUGAUAACAAGGGAAACUUAAAAACAUCAUGAAGUGUGCAGUGAAAGUAUCUAACUAGAGAAGAAGUAAUCGCGUAGGAAGGCGGAACGCGGGUUUACUAUAAUAAGUAGUAACAAGUAGAAACAUCAGAAGGUGUAAGAAGAAGGAAAGUGGACAUAUAGCUACACAG